GGCUCUAAUGAAUCAGCUUCUAAUGAUUGAGUGGCGCUACUCUUGGCCUUCCCCGCGGUGAACUUGACCGUCCCGCUCAUGUCCACGCUGGUGUUUUUCAGGCUCCCCACCCGUCUUACCCUCCACCAUCAGCUUUGCCUUGCAUGUGUGCUCCCCGACCUCGACGCUGUAGGUGCCUUCAUCCUCCACGGCCACCUGCUGGAUCACCAGUUUGUGGCAGCAGCCGUCGGCCAGGAUCUCCACUCGGUCUGAGGGGAGCAGCUCCUUGCCGCCUUUGUACCAGGUGGCGCUGCUGCGCGGCGAGGACACGGUGCAUUCCAGGAUCACGCGGUGUUUCUCCAGGGCCGUUCGGUCUCGCAGAGGUUUAACGAUGGAAACCGGGAGCUCUGAGUGCGGAUCUUGAUGGUGCUGGUUGGCCGUAUCCUGUGGCCGUCUUUGUACCACUCUCCUGUCACAUCCUCCAGGGAAACCUCGCACAUGAAGACGGCGUUCUGCUCCUCCUGGAUGUAGAGGUCCUCCAGGUCCUGCACGACCUCCAGCUCAUGUUCUUUUCAGGUGCCGGAGUCGGCCAGGGAGCACAGCAGGAUCUGACAGAAACGCUUCCUGCCCAUGGAGUAGAUGCGACAGUUCUUCCCCGGCUUCAGCUCCGUCCCGUUCUAGUUGACAGAGGAGACGGGACAGAGUGCUUAUGGGGAUGACCAGGCGGCGCUGGGCCCCGUCCACCUCCAGGAUCAGGUUGGGGCCCUCCUCCACCUCCAGGCCGUCUCUGUACCACCUCACGGGGGCGUCUGACUGGGAGAUCUCACAGCUGAGCUCCAGCCUCUCAGAGGCUAAAUGGACGUAUUCUCCAGAGUCCUCUGCCGCGCCGCAGAAGAUGGUCAGCCUCCUGUAGGGCCCCUCGGCCGUCAGCUGCACGCCAUCGCCGUCCUCCACCUCCACGCCGUCUUUGUACCACUGGACCUGACCGCCGGAGCGAGACAGCUCGCACUGCAGGUGGAUCUCCUCCGAGAUGUAGCGCUCCAUCACCACAUCGUCCUUCGGGUCCACGAUCAUCACUGGAGGCUCUGGAGAGGUGUAGCUGCCCGCGUCUGUGGUGUCUGCAGAGCGGAUGAUGAGCCUGCGCAUGGUUCCCUCAGCCUGCAGGGUGACCGCGGCGUCCUCUCUGGACACCUGGCAGUGCAGCACCACAGGGUCCAGCUCCAUGCUGCUCUUAUGGAGGUCCUCUUCUGGGAUGGGGCUGAACUCCGCAGAAGGACCUGGGACAACAACAACAACAACAACAAAAGGAUGCGUGGACGCGACAGGUGGCCGACGUCGAGCUCGCCGACCUGCAUCAUCACCCUCCUCCUCCUCCUCUUCAUCACCCCAGAGAUCAAGUCGCAGCAGAGAGAGGAGACCGGCGUCUCUUUGCUUCAGCUUAUCGGAGACCCUCCACCUGAUAAGAUCACCAGGGUGUACGGGCCAGGCGGGACCACAGCGUACCAGUUCACCCCGGCGGCGGCAUCCGGCCAGCCGGCUCUCGCUCACGUCCCUAACCCCUUCUACCGCCACUUCUCCCUCCUCUUCUACAUCAAGCCCUCCACCACCUCCGCCUCCAUUCUCUUCUCCAUCACCGACAGCAGCCAGAGGUUCAUGUACAUUGGCGUCAAGCUGAGUGCCGUCCGGUCCGGGCGCCAGCAGGUGCUGUUCUUCUACACUGAGCCGGACUCGGAGGCCUCAUAUGAAGCCGCCAGAUUCGACGUGCCGAGCCUGGUGAACAGCUGGAGUCGGUUCUCGCUGUCUGUCUUCGAGGACCAAGUGACGUUUUACCAAGGCUGUGAUUCUGCGCCUCAGACGGUGAAGUUUGAACGUUCGCCAGAUGACAUGGAGUUGGAUACAGGGGCGGGGAUCUUUGUGGGUCAGGCCGGAGGAGCUGACCCUGAUAGGUUUGAGGGUGCAAUUGCAGAGCUGAAAGUGGUGGGAAACCCCCGGGCAGCUGAGCGCCUGUGCGAUGAUGAGGAUGAUUCUGAUGCUGCCUCUGGUGACUUUGGCAGUGGUGAAGCAGACAGAAGGCAGACCAGUCACACUGUGAAGACGACCCCUGCAACCCUGAGGCCGGUGCCAGAGCCUCCACUGACAUCGUCACAAGGAAGAAAAGUGGCAGAAACAGACGACAGGUAUCGUCUCUCAUCAGUGGACUACAGGCCUGGGGCUCCAGGUCCACAAGGUCCCACCGGUGCUAAAGGUGAGAAAGGGGACAAGGGAGACAGAGGAGACAAAGGCAGCACAGGAGACAGGGGCCCUGCGGGGCCCAAAGGGGAUCCCGGUUCUGGUUCCAGCUCCGGCUCCGGUUUCUCGUCACAAGGUGGAGAGCAAGGACAGAAGGGUGAAAAAGGUGCAAAGGGCAGUUCAGGGUUUGGAUACCCCGGGAAUAAAGGGGACCGUGGACCCCCAGGGCCUCCUGGGCCUCCCGGUCCUCAAGGACCUGCAGCCCAGGUGGUCCGACUCGGGGACGGCUCUGUUGUUCAGCAGGUGGCUGGACCCCCUGGGCCGAUGGGACCACCAGGAUCUGAGGGGCCCCCAGGACCUCCAGGAUCUGAGGGGGAGCCUGGAGAUCCAGGAGAAGAUGGAAAAGCCGGUCCUGCAGGGCCUCGAGGUUUCCCAGGAACACCAGGAACUUCUGGUGCUAAAGGAGAGAAGGGUGAGCGUGGAGAGGGUCACCCAGGCCCCCGGGGCCCCCCAGGCCCACCUGGACCUCCUGGACCUGCUACUGGUGACCGCCCAACAUUUUUUGACAUGGAGGGCUCCGGCCUCCCAGAUUUGGACAAAAUCCGGGGUAUCCCUGGUCCCCCGGGACCUCCUGGCCCCCCUGGGCCCCCUGGUAGAUCAGUGGCGCUGGGAACCAAUGGUCCAGUAGCCUUCGGACCUCCUGGACCACCAGGACAAGAUGGAGCCCCCGGUCUACCAGGGCCUCCUGGUCCCCCGGGCCUCCCAGGGCAGCCUGGACUCAUAGGCCAGAAGGGUGACUGUGGUGAUCUUGGUCUUCCAGGAGCAGCUGGGGAAAAGGGUGCCCAGGGUACACCAGGACUGCCAGGUCAGCCAGGGGAGGGUGGGCUUGCAGGGCUUCCAGGUCCCAUGGGACCUGUUGGGCCCCCAGGACCCCCUGGGCCACCAGGACCGCCAUAUCGUGUUGGCUAUGGUGACGACGAGGAUCCUGCAGUGACGAACGGCCUGCCUGGACUCAGAGGCCCACCAGGACCGCAGGGUCCACCUGGUAUCGCAGGUUUACCAGGAAAGCCAGGGUUUCCAGGCAUCCCGGGACAGAAAGGAGCAGAUGGAACCAGCGGCCCACCUGGGCCACCAGGUGUGGACGGAUUCCCAGGAAAACGGGGUGAAAAGGGAGACAGAGGAGAGAGAGGAGAGAUGGGUUUGCCAGGACGGGACGGCGGGCCACCAGGACCUCCAGGUCCUCCCGGGCCUCCAGGACAGACCGUCUACCAGCCGACAGGCGACUAUAACGACGUUUUUUGGAACGAAGGGUGGCAGGGAAACACUGGUAUCCCAGGUCGAGCAGGAUUCCCGGGACCAAUGGGACCGAAGGGUGACAAAGGGGAAGCUGGACCUCCAGGAGAUGCACCGAAGGGACAGAAAGGAGAGCCUGGUAUCAUCAUGGGCCCCGAUGGGCGACCUCUGUACCUGGGAGGCCUGGGAGGAGCGCCGGGAGAUGCAGGACCUCCUGGCCCUAUGGGACCUCCAGGUCACUUUGGUCCUCCUGGCCAGAAGGGAGAGAUUGGUAUUCCAGGAAGACCAGGUAGACCUGGACUGAACGGCGUCAAAGGUGAAAAGGGAGAUUCGGGCACUGGAGCCGGAUAUGGAUACCCGGGUCCUCCAGGUCCACCAGGCCCCCCUGGACCACCUGGACCUCCUGUUCCCCUCGACAGGUUCAGUGGGUUUGACGAUUUCUCCCGAUACUAUCCUAAUGCUAAAGGAGAGAAAGGUGAUCGAGGAGCACCAGGGAUACCUGGCAUACCAGGUCUCUCCUCCAACUUUGACAUUUAUGCUUUCAAGAAUGAGUUGAAAGGAGAGCAAGGCAAUCCAGGCUUUAAGGGAGAGAAGGGUGAGCCAGGUGGAGGAUAUUAUGACCCCCGCUACGGAGGAAGUGGAGUUGGAGCCCCAGGACUCCCAGGACCUCCGGGCCCAAGAGGUGACUCGGUUAUUGGCCCUCCGGGCCCCCAGGGGCCACCUGGGCCCCCAGGACGAGGCUAUGAUGGGCAACCAGGAAAUCCUGGACCACCAGGGCCACCGGGACCCCCAGGAUCAUCCCUGCCUGGGGCUUACAGGGGCACACCAACUAUCAGUAUUCCUGGACCCCCUGGGCCCCCUGGAGCUCCUGGAAUACCUGGACAGUCCUCAGGGGUGACUGUGUUCAGGUCCUAUGAUACCAUGACGGCCACAGCCAGACGACAAGCCGAGGGCACUCUGGUGUACAUUAUAGACCAAACCGAUCUCUACCUACGAGUCCGAGAUGGAGUUCGCCAAGUCCAGCUUGGGAACUACAUUGCUUUGCCAGGUGAAGAGGGUAAUGAGGUUGCAGCUGUGGAGCCCCCACCAGUUGUCCACUAUUCCCCGGAUCACCAUUCCCCCACCAGAGAUGAUUCUCUAAGACCUGCUCAGCCAGACUCUGGAUAUCCAUCGCAACCUGACCCGCAUUACCCAACGCAAACAGACCCUAGAUACCCAUCACAGCCUGAUCCCCGGUACCCAUCACAACCGGAUCCCAGGUACCCUACACAACCGGAUCCCCGGUACCCGACACAACCAGAUCCCCGAUACCCAGCACCUACUGAUCCAAGGUAUCCAAGUUACUCUGAUCGGUUACACCAGCCAGAUGGCAGGUAUCCACAGGAACGCCCGGUCUACCCGGUCUACCCAGUCACCCCUCAGCGAAGGCCAAGUCCCCCUGAGCCCCAGACUCCAGUUCACCGCCACACCUCAGGUCCAGGGCUCCACCUGAUAGCCCUCAACAGUCCACAAACCGGCUCAAUGCGGGGCAUUCGUGGGGUAGAUUAUCUUUGCUUCACACAAGCCAGAGCCAUUGGGAUGCAGGGAACAUUCCGAGCCUUCCUGUCCUCCAAGCUCCAAGAUCUCCACAGCAUCGUCCGCAAGAUUGACCGGGACCGUUUGCCAAUAGUCAACCUGAAGGACGAGGUUCUGUUUGACAGCUGGGAUGCCAUCUUCAAUGGCGGCAGAAUGAAGGACAACGUCCCCAUCUAUUCCUUCGAAGGCAAGAACAUCCUCAGUGACAAUGCAUGGCCAGAAAAGAUGAUGUGGCACGGGUCAACCAGCGCAGGACAGCGGCAAGUGGACAACUACUGUGAGACAUGGCGUGUGGGUGACAGGGCGCUGACUGGCAUGGCUUCCCCUCUGCAGAGUGGCAAUCUGCUGCAGCAAAGCUCCAGCAGCUGCUCCAGCUCCUACGCUGUGCUGUGUAUCGAGAACAGCUACAUCGGCCAGUCCAAGAGAUAGACAUCACCUGUACACACAGAAACACACUCACCACACACUGCUGCAUCAGCUGGACAAAAGGGUAGCUCCAAUUUCAAGCUGUCCAUCAUGCCAACAUCAUAGUUGCACAUACAAAAAUAUGCAUUUUUCUAUGCACAGUAUGUGGUGCUUUGUAAAUAAAAGUUGUGUUUUUAAUAUUAA
Molecule: messenger RNA, 5685 nt
Organism: Myripristis murdjan (pinecone soldierfish)
Lineage: Eukaryota; Metazoa; Chordata; Actinopteri; Holocentriformes; Holocentridae
Gene: col18a1b
Product: collagen type XVIII alpha 1 chain b
Exons: 51
Coding region: 835-5505 (1556 amino acids)
Biological process (GO): extracellular matrix organization
Cellular component (GO): collagen type IX trimer
Molecular function (GO): extracellular matrix structural constituent conferring tensile strength
Source: RefSeq, a predicted model, not a curated record